AUGCUGCAACGCGAUGGGCAAACAGAUGUGCGUCCAUACGCAUGUGUACAAUGCUCGUGUCGGUUCACCCGAAGCUCCCCGUUGGAGGGUCAUCAGAGAAGAGCACAUCAGACGACAUUAAGGGAAGAACGAAAUCGACGUCGCGAGGAGUUGUGCCUUUGUGUGGCCUGUGGGUUCGUUUGUGAGAACUACGCGACACUGCUCCAACACACACCUAAUUCACAUGUCUUCUUGCAUUGGCCUUGCACACCGCUGCACAUCCAGAUGACUUGUCCAACAGCCCAGCGCACAUUUAUGAAGGACCUGCAGCAGCUCUAUAGGACAAUCGAAGCCUCGACUGACGGCCAGGCAUUCAUCGUCGGCAUCGAUGAAAUGUCGGUCAAGGUUUCCCUGCGACCCAAAUCCGGCUACAACGCGCACGCAGAAUUCAUGCUAACUAUCAAGUGUCAUUCCGCAUAUCCCAACAUUCGUCCAGAUGUCUCCUUCGACUCACCCAUAUUUCAUCCCAAUGUUGACCCAUCAACUGGUUCCGUGUGUGUAAGCCUUCUCAACGAAUGGCAAAGACCUCGCCUCACUGGCGUUCUCUGGAUGAUGCCGCUCGAUGCUCUCUCACCCUUCUACCACGUGCCCAUUCCUCUGCGGGAGGAGCGGAAGGACAGUGAGGAUGAUGGGUGUGAAGAAGGAGACGGUGUCUACCCCACACCUACCUGUCUGCGUUUCCUUACCAUCACCGCCUUCCUCACGAACUGGGUGGCAUGGCUGUCACGGAUGGAGGGCUACGCGGCCCUCGGUAUGUCGCGAUUUCAUCCGAUGCUCAUCAGUGCCCCUGUGGCCGCCUGCUUGCUGCAGCCCUUCAGCCUGGGCUGCGGUCAGACGCCUCUCCUCGACCUCUGGCCCAUGUGGGUGCUCCGUCGCCUUCUCACCCUUUCCCUCAAACUCCCUCAACUCCAAAUCCCCUUUCUUCACCACAGUCGCCAACGUCUGCAAUGCCUAUUUCCAUUCUCAGACCUCGACGAGAUUUAA
Messenger RNA from Echinococcus granulosus, 1023 nucleotides. RefSeq names its product NEDD8-conjugating enzyme Ubc12. The transcript has 4 exons. Bases 1 to 1023 code for a protein of 340 amino acids. The record is from RefSeq and is a predicted model, not a curated record. Lineage: Eukaryota; Metazoa; Platyhelminthes; Cestoda; Cyclophyllidea; Taeniidae.